AUGGCAGAUUCCGACACCGACGCGAGACGAGCGGCGUCGUCAAACGGGGGUUUAGAAGUGGAGGAGGAUUGCGAAGGCUUACUGACGGGGCGAGAAGAGAUAGUACACUACGACCUGGGGGGUUGUUACCCAUCUCUGAGCCCACAGCAGAAACGGCGACCUUUAGAGAUUCGUAAACAAGCCACACGCGCCUUGACGUGCUUCAGCGGCAAUGACAAUGGCGCAUUAUGCGCAUCGGCAGGGGAGAGCGAGAGGGAGAUUUUUGAGUCGACUAAGAAUUUUGUCGCCUUGUCGUGCUUCAGCGGCAAUGACAAUGGCGCAUUAUGCGCAUCGGCCGGUGAGAGCGAGAGUGAGAACGAGGAGGAGGGGGCGAGAGAAGAGGGGAGGAAAGGCGCGAGUGAGAGUGGGAGAGACGAUAGGAGUGAUCUUGAUUCGGCGGAGGGGUCGGAGGAGGCGGAGUGGGCGGAUGGGGCGGAGUGGGCGGAGGGGACGGGGAUGGCGGAGAGGGCGGAGAGGGCGGAGGGGAAUGCGUCUGCCGAUGGCGGGUAUGCAUUCCGCGGAUGGGAAUACGAGGCGGAGAUGGCAAUGCUGGCGGAAUCGGUUGCGGAAGAGGGGAUCGCGGAAAGGGGGAUUGCGGAAGAGGCAAAAGGGCAGCAUCGGGGGGAGUCGUGGCUGUGGAGUGUGGAGUGGUUCGUGUCGUGGCCGCUCAGGCGACUCAGCCACCCGUGGCGCAGGCGUCUGAUGUGGGUGUGGGUGCUGUUGGCAGUGGCCAUCCUGUCGCUGGUGUUUGCAGUGGCAUGGCAGCAUGCGCACGCGAACGAGAGGGACGACCUGGAGGGGCACUGCGACGAGUGGGCCACGUUCAUCGAGGCCAAGUUCAACAUCACCGCCGCCAACACACGCUCGAUUUCUGAUUUCAUCCGCGCCUACUACCUCAAUAACAUGAAGGAGGACUUGCUUGGCGUGCCCAAAUUCCAACGCUUCACUCAGGCGACUCUCGACAGCCGACCCAUGGCGUCAUUCGUGGGCUUCACUCUGCUGGUCAACAACACGUUCAUUCGGGACAUGGUGGAGAAAAACGCCAACCACUGCAUCUUCGCCCCAGAGCCCGACGACACGCUCUCCUGCCGCCCGCGCGACCUGCCCCUGUACGCGCCACUCGUCAUCUUCAACACUCGGAAGGGGUUCUACCCGCGCGUGAACCUCACUGCAGUCUGCUGCAACGACCUCAUGGCAGACCCAGCUUUUAACGACACGUUCCACCGGGCCAUCGACUCAGCGUCCUCUGCCAUGUCUCCGCCCUUCAUGCGCGACAACUACCCCUACCACUUUAUAGGAGAUGUCUUCCCAGUCUACUUCAACCUCACCACCUUCGCCCUGCCCCCCGCGCCCUCCCCUCCCUCCGUCGCCAUCCCCCCGCUCGCCACCCCUGAGGACCUCCCAAGGGGGUUUGUCAUCGCGGGGUAUAACUUUGCAAACCUGAGAUCGCUUGUGGGGUUUCAGCAGCUGGUGGAGCUGAACGCAAGGGUUUAUCUGGUGGAUGGGACGAGGGGUGGCGCUUGGGAUGGUGCACAGAAUAAGAAUGCGCGGAAUGGGGAUGGGGGGGAUGGGAGGGCUAGUAGGCACAUCUCAUACACCAAGCCGUUCAGCCCGUUUAUCUGGAUCAUCGUGGCCGCACUCUUCCUCUCCGUCUCCACCAUCCUCCUCUGGACGUGCAUCCAGCUCAUGCACGCCUUUGAGUGCGACUGUCAGCACCUAGCUGCCGCCCAACAUGAGCUGCGUGCCGCCCGCUUGGAGGCCGAGGCGGCGAGUCGAGCCAAAAGCGCGUUCCUCACGACGAUGUCGCACGAGAUCCGCACACCCAUGAACGGCGUUAUAGGCAUGCUGAAUCUACUGAUGGAGACUCCUCUAGAUAGGUCGCAGCAGGACUACGCAGAGACGGCGUGCAGCAGCGGGCGGGCGCUGUGUGCACUGAUCAACGACAUUCUCGACCUCUCCAAGAUCGAGGCCGAGAAGCUCCGCCUCGAGCGCAUCCCGCUCAACCUGCGCGCCGAGCUCGACGACGUGCUCGCACUCUUUGUGGAGAGCGCCCAGGAGAAGCGCUGCGUGGAGCUCGCCGCGUUUGUCGCCGACGACGUGCCGGAGAUGCUCGUGGGGGAUCCGCUACGGGUGAAGCAGAUCCUGAUCAACCUGAUAAGCAACGCAUUCAAGUUCACCACCCAAGGCCAUGUCUUCAUUGCGGUGCGUGUCGCAACCACCACCGACAGCACCAGCAGCCCCGCCCCCCUGCCGCUGCUCUCCCCUUCUUCCUCCACUUCCUCACCAUCACCAUCAGCAUCACCCUCACCACCACCCUCACCAUCACCAUCACCAUUACCAUCCUCGUCACCUCGCUCCAAAGCUUCUGCCAGCAGGCACCAAUCCCUUGACAAUGGCUUUGGCAAGGCAAGCAGGCUGGGAGAGGGGAAAGAUGCUGAUGAAAUUUCUGAGGAGCACCCUUCAAGCAUGUGUUCAGCAGGGAGGGAUCCUUGUCCACGUGUUGCUGCCUCUGCUGCUGUAAAAGGGAGGACUGGACCUGCUGGGGAUGAUGGCGAUGCUGACGCUGGUGGCAACACCUGCAUGGGUGGCAGUGUGGCCACUACUGCUGGUGGUGUGGGCGCUAGUGGCGGCAGUAGAUCCAUUGUGGAGGCAUCUGCUAAGCGUGCACGAUUGACGUUGAGUGGCCGGCCAGCCAUGCAGUCGUGGUGCUCGUGGGAGGGCAUGCGGGAGCACAUGGACCUUGCUGCCGUGGGCAUGGCCAAGGGAUAUGGGGAGGGAUAUUCUGAUGGGCAUGGCGAUGGGCAUGGCGAUGGGGAUGGCGAUGGGCAUCGUGAUGAUGGUGGCUGUCGCAUCGUGGGACCCGACCAGCUGGUGCGCCUGAUGGUGGCUGUGGAAGACACAGGUACCGGCAUCCCACGCCACGCUCGGAGGCACAUCUUCCGGCCGUACGCGCAGGCAGAGCGCAGCACGGCACGGCUGCACGGGGGGACUCGCAUCGGCCUCUCCAUCUGCAAGGUGGGUUGCGCUGCGCUGGUGCGAGGUGCGUUGUGUUGGGACAGCUGUGCUAAGUACAUUGCAUCGAGAUACACCUGCCUUGCAAGGUACUGUGCGCUGAGACACAUGCGUUGCCCUUCACAUCCCUCCCUUGCCCCUCCCACUCCCCAGUCCCUGCAGCGCCUGGUGUCGCUGAUGGGCGGAUCCAUCUCGUUCGUCACCAAGCUAUCUCCACCUCGCCUGGUGUCGCUGAUGGGCGGAUCCAUCUCGUUCGUCACCAAGCUAUCUCCACCUCGCCUGGUGUCGCUGAUGGGCGGAUCCAUCUCGUUCGUCACCAAGCUAUCUCCACCUCGCCUGGUGUCGCUGAUGGGCGGAUCCAUCUCGUUCGUCACCAAGCUAUCUCCACCUCGCCUGGUGUCGCUGAUGGGCGGAUCCAUCUUGUUCGUCACCAAGCUAUCUCCAUCUGCCCCCUCCCUGAAAUUCCCUGCCAUCCGUUCUAGCACUCCCUUCAUCCCCUCUCCUCCUCCCCCUCAAAGCUCAUGCCACUUCCCCCCUGAACCCACAAACCACCAGCCACUGCAACGGCAGCCGCAGCAGCAGAAGGGAGGAUGUGGGUUACAGAGUGAGAAUGCUGGGAGUGGUGGGAAUGACGGGAGGGCAACACAGGGUUGGGAGGGAGUGUGUGUGGUGAGUGUGGACGACCGGCCGGUGCGGCAUGCCGUCACUCUCUCUCUGCUGCGCCGCCUUGGCAUCUGCACCCUCCCCUGCCCCUCCUUCCACCUCCUCCCCCGCCUCCUCGCCCAACACCAUGCCUUGCACCACGGCUCUUGCAUGGCCAUGGGUCAUGGGUCAUGCCAUGCCAUGCAUGAUGACCCAUUGGAUGCGAUGGGACAUGCCUCGUGCUGUGCCUUGCACCAUGGGGCAUUGAGUCAUGCCAUGCGCGCUCCCAGCGAGCUGCAGGGGGAGCAGCAGGAGGAGCAGCAGGGGGAGCAGCAGGGGGAGAAGAAGCAGGGGGGGGAGCAGCAGGGGGAGAAGAAGCAACGCAAGGUUGAACCAACGUCUGAACCGUCUCUUGCUGCAACAUACCUCUCUCACCUCCUCUCUCCCAGUCGCACAACCAACCACCCCGCCCAUGCUCCAUGCACCGUCUCUCUCACGGCCUCACCAGCAGCACCCCGAAGACGGGCUCCUCGUGCCCUUCCCCCUCAUCAUCGCCGCGUUAACUCUACUCUCGACCCGUCUGCUCCUCCUCUGGAGCUGUUUGGCUCGCCGGCUGUGCUUGUGGCUCCAACAUCAGUCGCUCCCCUUUCCCGCCAGUACUCCUUCCCUCCUGUCACACUCCCUGCUUUUCCUCCCUGUCCUUCUCUCUCACUCGCUGCUUCUCCUCCCUGCCCGCCUCUCUCGGUCGCUGCUCCUCCUCCCUGCCCUCCUCUCUCCGUCGCCCGUCCUCGUCCCUGCCCGUCUCUCACUAUCGAUGUUCACUCCUCUACUGAGAGAAUUGCAAGCGGAGGGGAGGAGGAGCAACAGUGGCAUCAGCUGCAGCAACGGCGGUGGCAGUGGCAGCAGGAGGAAGAGAAGGAGACGGAGGAGGGGGAAGAGGGUAAGGAGGAGGACAAAGAAGAGGUGGAGGAGGAGGAGGAAGGAGAGGUGGAAGGAGGGGAGGAGGAUGGAGAGGCGCACGUGCAACAACGCGUUUCCAGGGUUUCUCGAAGAUCGCAGCAGCGGGUGCAUUAUAGGAGUUUGCGAGAGGCAGAAAGGCGGGGAUGGGUGGGAGCGGUGGUGGUGGAGGGGGAGAUGAUGCAGCGACUGGGCGUCACAGCAGAUCAGAUCCACGCUCUUGUGUCAGGUCAAUGGGGAGAGAACGCGAGUCCGGUUGGGGGGGAAGGGGAGAAAGGGAGGAAGGAGGGAGUGGGUAGUUGGCCUGUUCCUUUCCUCGUCCUUCUCCACGGCUCUUCUCCUCUCCCUCCCGACUCUCUUGCUAGAGGCCUCGCCGCCCCCGACAGUCUCAGCCCUUACAAGAGAGAUGCCUAUAAAGGGGACAGCUUCUCCUGUCAGCCUGGUUCGGACGAUCAACGAGGGGGUGGGUUGGGCCAGAGAAACAGGAGGAAGCGAGUAGCCGGAGGGAGGGACAGCGAGGAGGGCAGAGAGGGAAGCUUGGAGCAGAGUAGGAGCAGGGAAAGGGAGGGCAACCACCAAAGGCAAGCAGAAGAGGUAGAUGAAAGAGAAGAGGGGGAUGACUGUGAGUGCAACGAUGGGAUGAGCGGUUGUCAAGGCAGCAUCAGGAACAGGCCUCCUGCUCUGUCCAUCUCUCCCUCUACGCCCAUCCCUGCCUCUGCGGCUCGUCUCUCUCCCUCCCCUGCUCUCUCCCUCUUAUCCUCCCCAUCCAUCCCCUCGCUAUUGUCACUUGGCUUUGAUGCUGUCGUGAGGAAGCCCCUGCGGAAGGCGGCGCUGCUGGCGGCGCUUCUGCCGCUGUUCAGUGCAGACGUGGAGGAGGAGCAAGGUGAGUGUGGGCAAGCAGGAGGAGGAGCAGGAGGAGGAGCAGAGGCAGGAGGAGGAGAAGGAGGCAAGAAUGGGGAUGUGGCAAAGGGGCAGUGGGGUGGUGUGGUGCUGAGUCCAUCGUCCCUCCACAAGGCUGGCAGCAGCGCUGCAGCGGCUCUCUGGCGAGCUGUCACGUCCCCUCGAUCACUCAAGUCCCCACGGUCACUCAAGUCCCCACGAGCUCUCAAGUCCCCACAAGCUCUCAAGUUUCCCCUGUCACUCAAUUCCCCACCAUCACUCAAAUCCUUUCCCUUGUGCCCCUCCCACUCAUCCACCACUCUUACGACUCCAACCACUCCCACCACUCCAACCACUUUUAACACUCACAUCAUUCCCAACACUCCCAACACUCCUAAUACUCUCACCAUUCCCGGAACCCCAAGCACUCCCACGCGUAAAUCUGCCAAGUCCGAACAUGCAAGCCCCGUUGCGGUACCAAGCACGUCACCCAGUGCAAGUGGUGGUCCCUCUGCCUCUCUAGCUAUGCAUCUCGCACCCCACAUCCUCACCAGCAGCACCAGCGCCACAGCUGCUGCCGGAUCUGUUGCUGCUGCUGGUGCUGCUGCUGCUGCUGCUGCUGCUGCUGCUGCUGCUGCUGCUGCUGCUGCUGCUGGUGUUGCUGCUUCUGCUGCUGCCGGUUCUGUUGCUGCUGCUGUUGCCGCUCCUUCGAUGAGUUUUACAACUGCUACCGAUGCUACUUGUGCUGCUUCGGUUGAUUUGACAUCUGGUGCUGCUGCUGCCUCUAGUGUUGUGAGCGGAAGUGGUUUAUUGGAAGGGAGAGGUCUGAUGAGGGGCGCGGAUGCUGAGGAAGCACUUUCUGAUGCGCCUAAGAACUGCCAGCCCUUUGUGGCGCAGGGGGGGCGAGCGCUGGUAAGGAGCGGCAGUGCUGUGGAGAAGAUUUCUGAUUCGCCUCGGGGGUUGCGGCAGUAUGUGCCCCAGGGGGGGGUGCGAGCUCUGGUGAGGAGCGGUAGUGCUGUGGAAGAGCAUGCUAAGGCGCCUCAGGGAUUGCUGCUCUCUGUGGCGCAGGGAGGGCGAGCGCUGGUAAGGAGCGGCAGUGCUGUGGAAAAUAUUUAUGAUUCUCCUCAAGGGUGGCAGCACUAUGUGCCCCAGGGGGUGAGAGCUCUGGUGAGGAGCGGUAGUGCUGUGGAAGAACAUGCUAAGGCGCCUCAGGGAUUGCUGCACUCUGUGGCGCAGGGAGGGCGAGCGCUGGUACGGAGCGGCAGUGAUGUGGAAAAUAUUUCUGAUUCUCCUCAGGGGUGGCAGCGCUAUGUGCCCCAGGGGGUGCGAGCUCUGGUGAGGGGUGGAAGUGCGGUGGAAGCAGGUGGGGCAGCAGAACGUAGGGCAGAGAUGCAUGGGUCAAAGGGUGAAAGGAGGGCAGCAAAGCACGGAUCGGCAGGUGAAAGGAGAGCAGAUGGGAGGUUGCAUGGGAGAGGGAGUGAGCGACGGAGAAGCAGCGACGGUCGUUGCGUUGCUGCUGAUGCUGCUGGUGGUGCCGGUGGUGCUGCUGCUGCUGCUGCUGCUGGUCGAGUGCGUGGUUUUGGGAGUGUGCUUUAUUUCUCAGGGAUCCCUCCCCUGUAUGCUCGUCCUUCUGAUCUCACCCAGGCUUCAUCGUCUUCCUCCGUUGCCACACUCACUCCUUCCGUCACCCAUGCACCAUCACCAUCACUGUCGCCACCAGCAACAGCCCCACCAGCAGCCCCACCACCAGCAGUAGCAGCAUCCUCCUCAGCAGCAGCGACAGCAGUGACACAGAAGCCGGCAACGGUGGCAGAGGGGCUGAGUGUGCUGUUGGGUCGGCGGGUGAUGGUGGUGGAUGACAAUGCCAUCAACCGCAAGGUGGCCAGCAAGCUGCUGGAGAGGCACGGCGCGCGAGUCACCGCCGUGGAUGGCGGCAUCAAGGCGCUUCAAGCCCUCGCCCCGCCCCACCCCUACGACCUCGUUUUCAUGGACCUCCAGAUGCCGGGCAUGGAUGGGCUGGAGGCGACUCGCAGGAUCCGAGCGCGUGAGAGGGCUCAGGGCGGGGGGCAUGUGGCCAUCAUUGCGCUCACAGCGGAUGUGAUUGCCGGCACGCGCCACCACUGCUUUGCCGUCGGCAUGGAUGACUACCUCUCCAAACCCCUCCACGACGCGCAACUCUCCCAUGCCGUCUGGCGCUGCCUCGCCAAUGCAUGA
Messenger RNA from Closterium sp. Naga37s-1, 7743 nucleotides. NCBI's taxonomy places the organism in Eukaryota, Viridiplantae, Streptophyta, Zygnematophyceae, Desmidiales, Closteriaceae. The record is from the annotation of a GenBank genome assembly.